AUGAAGUGCCUCGCGGCCCUUCUCACUCUUUCUGUUCUCGCGACGUCAGGGCCAAUACCAGCACCAAAACCCCAAGACAAGCCCUCUGGCCAUGAAGUCGAGAUUACUGCUGUCACCUACGGCGGCACUGGGUGCCCUGACAAGACCGUUCAGGGUCUCCUCUCCGAUGACAAAACCACCAUCACACUGUCCUUCGACCAGUACACCGUGCAAUCUGGCCCCGAUAUCCCGGCCACCGAGCGUAGAAAAUUCUGCCAGCUGCAAUUGAAGUUGAAAUAUCCAGCCGGAUUUCAAUAUAGUGUAUUCGGCGCCGAUUACCGUGGAUAUGCUAGUCUGGAGAAAGAUGUCACGGGCACGGCUCAAAGCACGUAUUAUUUCUCCGGACAGCAGAACCAGACGGUCAUUCCCACAACCUUCAAAGGCCCCAUGGAAGGCAACUACCUCAAACACGACGAAGUCGACGCCGGCUCCACCGUGUGGUCUCCCUGCGGCGAGCAGGGCAUGCUGAACAUCAAGUCCGAAGUGCGUAUCGUGCCGAUGACGGCCAAAGGGCUGAAUUUGUUGACCGUGGAUACGGUCGAUGCCAAGUUCAACCAGAAGUACUAUGUGCAGUGGCAGAAGUGCGAUGGGAAGACUGGAGGAGGAAUGGGUGGGACUCCGAUUGGACGGCCGCCGGUCAACUUGGGGUAA
Didymosphaeria variabile is the source of this 690-nucleotide messenger RNA. RefSeq lists its product as uncharacterized. NCBI's taxonomy places the organism in Eukaryota, Fungi, Ascomycota, Dothideomycetes, Pleosporales, Didymosphaeriaceae. The transcript is spliced from 3 exons. The record is from RefSeq and is a predicted model, not a curated record. Bases 1 to 690 code for a protein of 229 amino acids.